Messenger RNA from Aspergillus wentii DTO 134E9, 1821 nucleotides. RefSeq lists its product as uncharacterized. The transcript has a single exon. NCBI's taxonomy places the organism in Eukaryota, Fungi, Ascomycota, Eurotiomycetes, Eurotiales, Aspergillaceae. The record is from RefSeq and is a predicted model, not a curated record. Bases 1 to 1821 code for a protein of 606 amino acids.
AUGUCGCAGAAGUCUAGCGCAGAUAUCUUGGUGGAGGCCGAGGAAUUCGACAACUAUGGCGGCUGGAUCAUGGACUCGCAGUUUGAGCAUGAGAUGGGCUCACCUUAUCUGUUAGCUCACGGAAAUGGUAGACCAGUUUCUGAUGCUACUACAACCAUAUCAAUCGCAGAAGCAGGCUGGUAUCAUGUUUGGGUUCGCGCCAAAGACUGGGUUCCGGGUCAUCAUCCAGGAAGAUUCACACUUGCGAUCAACGAGACCACUCUCAAUCCUGAGUUUGGUGCCAACGAUCGGAACUGGUCGUGGGAGUUUGGAGGCAUUAUCAAACUGCCUACAGGUAAAGCCAGACUCUCACUGCACGACUUGACUGGAUUCUGUGGUCGUUGUGACGCCAUCUUCCUCAGUCUGAAUGCCAAGCCUCCGCCCGACGAGGCGGCACCGGAAUGGCGGCGGAGCCUUCGCGGACUUCCCGAUAAGCCAGUGGAUGCGGGAACUUUUGAUGUUGUUGUCGUUGGAGGUGGCGUUGUAGGAUCUGCUGCCGUAUUGGCAUCAGCGCGACUCGGAGAGCGUGUUGCUCUCGUUCAUAACCGUCCGUACUUGGGCGGGAAUGCAAGCGUGGAGAUUGGACUCCGCCCUCGCGGCGUGACCGGACCACUUAUCGAUGAGAUCUCGGAGCGUCAUGCGAAUGGCGAUAUAUACGCGAAAAACUUGCUUGAUGCUGAGCCAAAUGCGACGGUAUUCAUGGACCACAACGUCUACGACGCUGUCACUGCCGAUUCCCGUAUUGUUUCUGUUGAUGCCCGCGAUGCCCACAGCGGACUAGAGAUCCGCCUCUCAGCGGAAGUAUUUAUCGACUGUUCCGGAAAAUCCAUUCUGGGGCUUUACUCAGGCGCAGAGACACUUUUUGGCCAAGAAUCAAAAGCAGAGUACGGCGAGGGUCUGGCUCCGGCGCAGCGCGAUGACAUGCACCAUGGAAACACUGUCUUCUUCCGCACCCGCAUGGCGGAAUCACCAGUCCCUUUCCCUGCCGUCCCAUGGGCCACAGAAGUAGCCAAGGACUUCUCAGACCUGCGUGGUCAACUCACGAAACCUGGUAUUGAAAACGGACCUGGACCUGUCGCUGUCUCUCCCAAUCAUGUCUCUGACCCUUCGAUUCGUCGGCGUAUGAAGGGACCUCUCACCCAUUUUUGGGAGUAUGGACAGUGGCUGGAUCCCUAUACACAGGGUGAGCACAUUCGCGACCAUCUCCUUCGUGCUAUCUACGGCACAUUUUCAAACGUCAAAACAAUGGAACCGGAAACUUAUGCCAACCUCGAACUCGACUGGGUAGCCUACGUCCCCGCGCAAGGCGAAUUCCGCCGCUACAAAGGCGACUACAUCCUCACCGAAAACGACAUCCGUAAUCACACAAAGUUCCCAGACGCUGUGGUCCAGAACGAAGGAGCGUUCUGUCUUCACUAUCCUGGAAACGACAAAUACGACUUCCGACUCAAGUACUGGGAAUGGGACGAGCGUGACAGGAAGCCAUACGAUAUUCCAUUCCGCUGUCUGUAUUCUAUGAAUAUAGCCAAUCUGAUGAUGGCUGGUAAACAUAUCAGCGUUACACAUGUGGCUGGUUCGAAUACCAAGUUUAUGGGGAACGGUGGACAGCAUGCGAUUGCGACUGCUGCGGCUGCCCAUUUGUGUAAAAAGUAUGGCACGACGCCUCGGGGGGUUUAUGAUGAUUAUCUGUCGGAGCUGAAGGAUAUUGCUGCAAGUAUUACUAGUGCGAAUGAUGAUGAAGCCAAUGGAAGACAUCUGGAUAAUAUAAAGUCGAAGCUCUGA